AUGACCGGGCCGGUCACGAGAAGCACCCCAGAUACCAAGGCGAAUGCCCUCCAGGACAUACUCAAGGCGGCUGCCAAGUGCGGCAUCCCGCAGACGCGAGCUGAGGCGCUGGCCCGUGAUGGCGCCCUUGAGGGUGCCGUCAAGGCUGCCAUGACUCGGCAGGCUGUCCGCGCGGCUUUUAUCAACGGUACAUGGCAGAGCGCCGCGCUGACAGCUGUUUUUGACGUUAAGCUGCUGUUUGACGGCCAGUUUCAGCAGUACCUGGUCCGAAUCGGUGUAGGGGGACUCUAUGGCGGCGCUGUCGGUGGCCUCUCGUCAUGGAUCAGCAACCCCUACCUAAAGAACAACAUCGUCCUCGGCGUCUUAAUCGGGUCCUCGUUUGGCCUUGUUGGACUCGCCUCGACGGGCGACUGGGCGCGGUUCGGUAAAGGUCUCGGCGUGAACAUCGUCAGUGGCGCGGGCGGGUGGGGAGGUGCCACCGUGGGCGCAUUUGCCCUGGCACCGUUUGGGCCACUGGGCCCCCCCAUCGGCGGGUUUCUCGGCGGCAUGGCGGGCGGAUGGUUUGGCAGCCGCGUGGCAGGCCAGGUACCAGCACUCAGUGGCGUUACGGACCAGGAGGUCCGCACCAUGUAUGAGGCAACCGUGGCGCAGCUGGCCAAAGCAGGUCUGAAACCGGAUCCCAAGCUCUCGGCCCGGCAGGUUGCCGAGGCCAUGACUUUGAGUGGAGGCAGAGGGGGAGGAGCAGGUGAUAGCGGAGCUACGGGGCUGCCAUUCAACGUGUGCAUGACGAAUGCCAUGGCCAAUGAUGUGGGUGACCUUCGCCAGUCGCUGCUUGUUAUGUACGAGGCGUCGCCAGACCAGUUUACCAACUUCUUGGCAAGGCUGCGAGCCGCAAAUGCCGAACUCAGUCCGCAGACUAUUCAUUAA
Messenger RNA from Akanthomyces muscarius, 927 nucleotides. RefSeq lists its product as uncharacterized. The record is from RefSeq and is a predicted model, not a curated record. Bases 1 to 927 code for a protein of 308 amino acids. The transcript has a single exon. Lineage: Eukaryota; Fungi; Ascomycota; Sordariomycetes; Hypocreales; Cordycipitaceae.